AAAACCGGGAAAUGAGCAAAACGAGUGGGCGACUCAACAAUGGCAUACCUCAGAUUCCAGUGAAAAGAGGAGAAUCUGAAUUUGAUUCUUUCAGGCAGUCUCUGCCAGUGUUUGAGAAACAAGAAGAAAUUGUUAAAAUAAUUAAAGAAAAUAAAGUAGUUUUGAUCGUAGGAGAAACUGGGUCUGGAAAGACUACACAGAUUCCUCAGUUCCUUUUAGAUGAUUGCUUUAAAAAUGGUAUCCCCUGCCGUAUAUUUUGUACCCAGCCAAGAAGGUUAGCAGCUAUUGCUGUGGCUGAAAGAGUUGCUGCAGAGAGAAGAGAAAGGAUUGGUCAAACGAUUGGAUAUCAGAUCCGAUUAGAAAGCAGGGUUUCUCCAAAGACACUUCUGACAUUUUGCACUAAUGGGGUAUUGCUUCGUACAUUGAUGGCGGGAGAUAGUACAUUGUCGACUGUGACACAUGUUAUUGUGGACGAAGUACAUGAAAGGGAUCGAUUUAGUGAUUUUUUACUUACAAAGUUAAGAGAUCUGUUGCAAAAGCACCCAACUUUGAAACUUAUUCUUUCUAGUGCUGCCUUGGAUGUAAAUCUUUUUAUAAGAUAUUUUGGAAGUUGCCCAGUGAUCUAUAUACAGGGAAGACCUUUUGAAGUAAAAGAAAUGUUUCUGGAAGACAUCUUAAGAACUACUGGAUACACAAACAAAGAAAUGUUAAAAUACAAAAAGGAAAAACAACGAGAAGAGAAGCAACAAACUACUCUUACAGAAUGGUAUUCGGCUCAAGAGAAUACAUUCAAGCCUGAAUCUCAGAGGCAGAGAACUGUUCCGAAUGUGACUGAAGAGUAUGAUUUGUUGGAUGAUGGUGGUGAUGCUGUCUUCAGCCAGUUGACAGAAAAAGAUGUGAAUUGCCUUGAACCAUGGUUAAUAAAGGAAAUGGAUGCUUGUCUUUCUGACAUAUGGCUACAUAAAGAUGUCGAUGCCUUCGCUCAGGUCUUUCACCUUAUUUUAACUGAAAAUGUUAGCGGUGAUACCACUUCCCCACCUUUGCAGGAAGUGGGAAGUAUAUUAAAAAAUAAAGCCAUGGACAUGUUGGACUUGGAGGUACCAGGCACAGUGGGAGAUGCUUCACUGGAAUUUGGAAAUCUAGAUGAAAGUUCUCUGGUACACACAAAUGGGAGUGACCUCAGUGCAGAAGACAGAGAGCUCCUGAAAGCUUAUCAUCACAGUUUUGAUGAUGAAAAAGUAGACUUGGAUUUGAUCAUGCACCUUCUAUACAAUAUCUGCCAUGGUUGCGAUGCUGGAGCAAUAUUAAUUUUCCUGCCUGGAUAUGAUGAAAUUGUUGGACUGCGGGAUCGUAUCCUGUUUGAUGACAAGCGGUUUGCUGAUAACACACACAGAUAUCAAGUCUUUAUGCUUCAUUCAAAUAUGCAAACAUCUGAUCAAAAGAAGGUAUUGAAAAACCCACCUGCUGGUGUUCGAAAAAUUAUCCUUUCCACCAAUAUUGCUGAAACCAGCAUCACAGUCAAUGAUGUUGUCUUUGUUAUUGAUUCUGGUAAGGUGAAAGAGAAAUCCUUUGAUGCACUGAAUUUUGUUACAAUGUUAAAAAUGGUGUGGAUAUCCAAAGCUAGUGCCAUACAACGAAAAGGCAGGGCAGGGAGAUGUAGACCUGGAAUUUGUUUCCGGCUGUUCAGCAGACUCCGAUUCCAGAAUAUGUUGGAAUUUCAGACUCCAGAACUUUUGAGAAUGCCAUUACAGGAACUUUGUUUACAUACUAAGCUGUUAGCCCCAGUUAAUUGUCCUAUUGCUGAUUUCCUAAUGAAAGCUCCUGAACCUCCACCUGCUUUAAUUGUAAGAAAUGCUGUACACAUGCUUAAGACAAUAGAUGCAAUGGACGCGUGGGAAGAUCUCACUGAGCUUGGGUAUCAUUUGGCUGACCUGCCCGUAGAACCACAUCUUGGAAAAAUGGUCCUGUGUGCUGUCGUGUUAAAGUGUCUGGACCCCAUCCUUACAAUUGCCUGCACCCUGGCCUAUCGAGACCCUUUUGUACUGCCAACCCAGGCCUCUCAAAAGCGCGCAGCUAUGCUCUGUAGGAAACGCUUCACUGCAGGAACUUUCAGUGACCACAUGGCACUUCUCAGAGCAUUCCAGGCAUGGCAGAAAGCACGAAGUGAUGGGUGGGAGCGAGCCUUUUGCGAAAAGAAUUUUCUUUCGCAAGCUACCAUGGAAAUAAUCAUUGGUAUGAGAACUCAGUUGCUUGGUCAACUUAGAGCAUCAGGUUUUGUUAGAGCACGAGGCGGUGGUGAUAUUCGAGAUGUUAACACAAAUUCCGAGAACUGGGCUGUCGUUAAAGCUGCAUUGGUGGCAGGCAUGUAUCCUAAUGUAGUCCAUGUGGACAGAGAGAAUGUAGUACUGACAGGGCCAAAGGAGAAAAAAGUUCGGUUUCAUCCCACUUCAGUUCUCAGUCAGCCUCAGUAUAAAAAGAUUCCUCCAGCCAAUGGUCAGGCUGCAGCGAUUCAGGCACUACCUACAGAUUGGCUUAUUUAUGAUGAAAUGACCAGGGCCCAUAGAAUAGCUAAUAUUCGAUGUUGUUCAGCAGUGACACCCGUCACUAUAUUGGUGUUCUGUGGACCAGCUAGACUGGCAAGUAAUGCUCUUCAAGAACCUUCAUCAUUUCGAGCGGAUGGUGUUCCUAAUGACAGUAGUGAUAGUGAAAUGGAGGACAGAACCACUGCUAAUUUGGCAGCUUUGAAACUUGAUGAGUGGCUCAAUUUCAAACUAGAGCCUGAGGCAGCCAGUUUAUUGCUGCAGCUCAGACAGAAGUGGCACAGCUUAUUUUUACGCCGAAUGAGAGCUCCAUCCAAACCUUGGUCUCAAGUUGAUGAAGCUACCGUAAGAGCAAUUAUAGCUGUUUUAAGCACUGAGGAACAGUGUGCAGGUUUACAGCAGCCGUCUGGGAUAGGCCAGAGGCCAAGGCCUAUGUCUUCAGAAGAACUUCCUUUGGCAUCAUCUUGGAGGUCCAAUAAUAGCAGGAAAACUUCCGCAGAUACUGAAUUUUCUGAUGAGUCUGCUACUGCAGAAAGAGUAUUGAUGAAAUCUCCAUCUCCAGCACUACACCCACCUCAGAAGUACAAAGAUAGAGGAAUUUUACAUCCUAAACGAAGCACUGAUGACCGAUCGGAUCAGUCUUCUGUGAAAUCUACAGACAGCAGUAGUUACCCGAGUCCUUGUGCCAGCCCUUCUCCUCCACCCUCAGGAAAGGGCUCAAAAUCUCCUUCACCAAGACCAAACAUGCCUAUUCGAUACUUCAUAAUGAAGAGUAGCAAUUUGAGAAACCUUGAAAUUUCUCAGCAGAAGGGUAUCUGGUCUACAACCCCUAGUAAUGAGCGGAAGCUAAAUCGAGCCUUUUGGGAAAGCAGCAUGGUUUACUUGGUAUUUUCUGUUCAAGGAUCUGGACAUUUCCAGGGAUUUUCUAGGAUGUCUUCGGAGAUAGGAAGGGAGAAGAGCCAGGACUGGGGCUCCGCUGGACUGGGAGGAGUGUUUAAGGUGGAGUGGGUCCGGAAGGAGAGUCUUCCCUUCCAGUUUGCACACCAUCUACUUAACCCCUGGAACGACAACAAGAAGGUCCAGAUCAGCAGAGACGGGCAGGAGCUCGAGCCUCAGGUUGGUGAACAGUUGCUCCAGUUAUGGGAACGCCUUCCGUCAGGAGAAAAAACCACGACUGAUUGA
Messenger RNA from Puma concolor (puma), 3722 nucleotides. The record is from RefSeq and is a predicted model, not a curated record. Lineage: Eukaryota; Metazoa; Chordata; Mammalia; Carnivora; Felidae.